Messenger RNA from Syngnathus acus (greater pipefish), 3360 nucleotides. RefSeq names its product ariadne homolog 2 (Drosophila) (gene arih2). Gene Ontology annotation, biological process: positive regulation of proteasomal ubiquitin-dependent protein catabolic process; protein polyubiquitination; ubiquitin-dependent protein catabolic process. Gene Ontology annotation, cellular component: ubiquitin ligase complex; cytoplasm. The coding region runs from base 333 to 1868 and encodes 511 amino acids. Gene Ontology annotation, molecular function: ubiquitin conjugating enzyme binding; ubiquitin protein ligase activity; zinc ion binding. NCBI's taxonomy places the organism in Eukaryota, Metazoa, Chordata, Actinopteri, Syngnathiformes, Syngnathidae. The record is from RefSeq and is a predicted model, not a curated record. The transcript has 15 exons.
UUCUGUUCAAGAACGCACCACAUCGUCCGCCUACCAGCGAACGCACGGAGCGGCUUUGUAGUCUAAAACACACUUUUAUAUGUCACAGUGGACGGCACCGGCGUCGCCCUGAAAGCCUUCCAAAUGAGUGACGGCGAGUGUGACUUCUUCUGUUUCUUCCGCUGCUGCUGAGCGCGCAAUCCUCGCGGCUCAGACAUUCCGGACGUCAGGUUGUCUCUGGACAGUGACGGAGAGGUGGAGCUUAUACAAGCCAUUCUAGCUAAUCAGAGCCACAGAGAUCCGACAGGUAGGCGUACAGUCUACCUGUCUGGGUGGUUGAUUCUGUCGACUGGAUGUCUGUGGACAUGAACAGCCAGGCGUCUGACAGCAAUGAGGAAGACUUUGGGGUGAACUCUGAAGAAGAAGAGGAGGAUGAGGAGGACGGAGGGGAAGAGGAGGAUCAAGGGGAUAUCGAAACCUACUACGACGGCGUGGCCGGCGAUGUGGAGCAACAGGGAGCUGACUCUUUUGAUCCUGAGGAGUAUCAGUUCACUUGUCUCACAUACAAGGAGAGUCAACGGGUUUUGAGUGAGGAGGUCAACAUUGUUGCUGCUGCGCUGAAGGUUUUACCGGCUGUUGCAAAGCUGAUCCUCGUGCAUUUUCACUGGCAGGUCUCACAAAUACUGGACAGGAAUAAGUCCAGUUUGUCCCUGGUGUUGUCAGAUGCUCUGGUUCAGCCUAGCAGUACUUCCAGAGCGGUCAUUGCCCCUCAGUCCCUGCAGUGUGGCGUGUGUCUCCAGCUUGUACGGAGAGACUCCCUGCUGGCGCUGCCCUGCCAGCACUCCUUCUGCAAAGCUUGUUGGGAGCAGCACUGCACUGUACUGGUCAAAGAUGGUAUAGGAGUGGGCGUCUCGUGCAUGGCUCAGGAUUGCUCCCUGCAAAUGCCAGAAGAUUUUGUCCUGCCUCUACUGCCAGGAGAGGAGCUGAAGGAUAAGUAUAGACGCUACCUCUUCAGAGACUACGUAGAGAGUCACUUCCAAUUGCAACUGUGUCCGGGUGCAGACUGCCCCAUCGUCAUUAAGGUGCAGGAGCCACGUGCGCGCAGGGUGCAGUGUAGUCGAUGCAGUGAGGUCUUCUGUUUUAAAUGCCGUCAGAUGUACCACGCACCCACCGACUGCGCAACCAUCAGGAAAUGGCUCACAAAAUGUGCAGACGACUCAGAGACGGCCAACUAUAUCAGUGCACACACUAAAGAUUGUCCAAAGUGCAAUAUAUGCAUUGAGAAGAAUGGAGGGUGCAAUCACAUGCAAUGCUCCAAGUGCAAGCAUGACUUCUGCUGGAUGUGUCUGGGUGACUGGAAGACACAUGGCAGUGAAUACUACGAGUGCAGUCGCUACAAAGAAAACCCCGAUAUAGUCAACCAGAGCCAGCAGGCUCAAGCCAGAGAGGCUCUCAAGAAAUAUCUCUUCUACUUUGAGAGGUGGGAGAACCAUAACAAGUCUCUACAGCUGGAGGCUCAGACGUAUCAAAGGAUCCAGGAGAAGAUCCAGGAGAGAGUGAUGAACAACCUUGGAACCUGGAUUGACUGGCAGUACCUUCAUAAUGCUGCAAAGCUUCUAGCGAAGUGUCGCUACACACUGCAGUAUACGUAUCCUUAUGCCUAUUACAUGUCUGGCCCACGCAAAAAACUGUUUGAGUACCAGCAGGCCCAGCUGGAGGCGGAGAUUGAGAACUUGUCGUGGAAAGUGGAGCGGGUGGACAGCUACGAGAGGGCAGUGGUGGGAGGCGAGGUCGAUCUCAGUGCCAGCGACAGAGGGGAGCUGGAGAAUCAGAUGCACAUUGCUGAGCAAAGGCGACGCACGCUGCUGAAGGAUUUCCACGACACCUGAAGCGCCAUUGAGACUGCGGAGCACCAGCAUCUCUUUUGUCCGUCCUUUCUUCUUUCCUACCUUCCCGCUGUUACUUGCCCCACUUAACGUUUGCUUCCUUCAGUGACCACACCCGGGCUGAAGUCCAGUGUCCUUUUUCCUUAUCAACAACGCUCAUUUGCUUUGUCACAUUCUGUCUUUCUCUCUUCCUUAUCUCACUCCUAAAAUGCUGCAAAGUCAUGAAAUGGCACGAUUGUAUCUCUUGCCCCACCCUCCUCUCAUGGUCUAUCACCAUGUUUCGGCUUUAACACCAUCACCCAAGUUAAACAUCUUGAUCAGAGCACACCGUUAGAUUCAGAUGUGUGUCUCAAAUACCGUUAAUGUCUAGCAUCAUACUGGUCCCAGACACACAAAAAGAUAGAAUAAUUUAAAAAAAAAAAAUAGAAAGGUCAAAUCAGUUUGUAAUUUUUGUCAACAAAGGUGUUACUACUAGUGCUGAGACCAUAAAGCCUAGUCGACACUUUGUGGCAGUUGUAUCGCACACAUUUACAUAUGACAUGUAUUUGUGUUUUCAUUUAGUUGGCUAAUUUAAUUUACAAGUAAUCCAAACCAUCUGUAUCCUUCUUACAUAACUUGGGCAAAAUGUAGCAUUUUAAUUUGCAUGGUACAUUGUUCACAUACAGAACAUAAUGCAGAUGAAUGUGUGUUGUUUUGUUUUGGGGAAUUUCUGGGCCACAAUCAACACACUUUACAUGUGAUUUUUGUCAUUGCCAAACAUAAAAUACUUUGACCACAAAUGCCAGAAAAAAAGUUGCUGGUUGUUAUGAUCUUGGAAAAAUAAAUUGAUCCUUAGAUGCUCUCUGCUAAUAUUACUUGAAACAGGGUGGGCAACCUACAAAGAAUGUGCCCCUUGAUCCGGCCUGCCACGAAAGUUUGAAAACAAAAUAAUAUCUCACAUACCGUGUUAUAAAAAGCACCAGAAUAUAAAUGCUCACAAGAAAAGAGUUCUUUUUAAUCCAUUAUGAUUGCCUGACUUGCAAAUAUACAAUCUUUAACUUUAUCCUGUGGAAUCGAUUCAGCACAUCUGCUUCACCGUUCUCAGGUGGAUAAAAUCCUUAAUUGACUCUGUGAACAAGUUCAAAGAUAACACGGCAUAGAGUCUGCACGCCGUUAACUGCUCAUGGCAGAUCAUAGGUGUAGUAGUUUUCAUUUCACUUAGUACAACAACACACAUGAGGCAUUCAGUCUGCCAAACAUUUAUUGUACUCCUUUCCCCUCAUUUGGAUGCUCUCCUCUCUUGUGUUGAUCACCACCAUUUCAUCAUUUUGGGGCUUUGGUUUUCCUCCUCUCUUCCUUGCUCACAUUGUUCACAUUUCUUCUGGAUAAAAAUGGCUGUUGAUAGAUGGUUAAAAAAAAAAGAAUAAAGAAAAAGCUUCCAAAAAGUGCUGUAAUUUUCAACAGUUGUACAUUAAUACAGAAAAUAGAAUUACUGAGAGAGUUUUUAAAACUGAAA